GUCAAAUAUUCCAAAUUUAAUUAAUUUCCCCCGUGUACUCUCUGCGGUUUCAGCGCCGGCGCCAUGGACGGAGAACACGGCGACGGGCGGCUGGUAGUGAGGGGUAGGGCGGAGAUCGACACCAGAGCGCCGUUCAAGUCUGUCAAAGAAGCAGUCAUGUUGUUCGGAGAAAGAGUUUUGGUUGGGGAAAUUUAUGCCAAUAAAAUCAAACAAAUAUCUUCAGAAAAUGAAGCGGGACAAUCACAAACAAGAGUGGGAGCCUUAAGAGAGGAGCUGGAAGGAACAAAGCAAAGCCUAGAGAAAGCCAAAGAAGAGAACGGGCUACUGGCCUUCUACGUCCAGUCUUUGACGGACGAGCUCGAGCGCACCAAAAUUGAGCUCCAAAAGCUCAAACCACCGCCGCACCAAAACCACCAGCUUUCGCCCGUGCCACCAAUAAUGCCAUUGCCAAUCCAUCCCGACGUGGACGAAGAUCUCAAGUUCGUGGAGAACGAAAAACAGAGCAGCAGCAGCACUAAUAAUAAUAAUAAUAAUAAUAAUAAUGCCGAAAUUAAAGGACCGACGACCAUGACGACGUCGUUUCAGAAGAAUAAGAGAUACGUGAAAUUUGCGAGCCCUCCCGAGCUGAACCGGAUCAUCGUUGGUAAGGCCGCCGAUGAAGUGGGCGUGGCGGCACAAACACCGUCGCCUCCGGCUUCUGUUAAAAGGCCAAAGAAGAAGACGGCGGUCCCUUUGAUUGGAUGGCUUUUUGCUCAAAGGAAAGGAAAUCGAGAAGCCUGAUUAUCAGUUCAGCUCAUUAAUUUGCCCGAUCUGCUUAUUUUUUGCACGCCUUUUUUUAUAUUUUUUACUGUCAAAAUUGGUUUCUUUUAAAAAAAGUUGCUAAGUUUGGAUUUUAUUAGUUUUCGGUCCUAAGAACCUACGAACUCUACAAAUAGAGAACAAGAUGUCUACAUUAGUUGAGAACUUAUACGGUAAGUUUCCACAGUGAGAAUAAAAGUUUCUUUGUACUA
Messenger RNA from Momordica charantia (bitter melon), 1010 nucleotides. Its product is annotated as WEB family protein (DUF827). Gene Ontology annotation, cellular component: cytosol. The record is from RefSeq and is a predicted model, not a curated record. NCBI's taxonomy places the organism in Eukaryota, Viridiplantae, Streptophyta, Magnoliopsida, Cucurbitales, Cucurbitaceae. Gene Ontology annotation, biological process: chloroplast avoidance movement; chloroplast accumulation movement.